This is a messenger RNA of Aspergillus tubingensis, 1197 nucleotides long. RefSeq names its product aminotransferase class I/II-fold pyridoxal phosphate-dependent enzyme. The transcript is spliced from 4 exons. The coding region runs from base 1 to 1197 and encodes 398 amino acids. Gene Ontology annotation, biological process: biosynthetic process. Gene Ontology annotation, molecular function: pyridoxal phosphate binding. The record is from RefSeq and is a predicted model, not a curated record. NCBI's taxonomy places the organism in Eukaryota, Fungi, Ascomycota, Eurotiomycetes, Eurotiales, Aspergillaceae.
AUGCAGCUCCCGCCCUCAUUGACUGCGGCCCUGCAGUCGGGCAUCGCCAAGCGACGACAGCAAGGCCAAUACUUUGAAAUGAGCCCUCCUGCCACUGAAAUGGGCAUGGUUGAUUUCGGCUGGCGCGAGCCGAUGCCUCGGUGGUUCACCAACGAGGUCACGAAACUGGAGAGACUACUAGCCGACUUCCACCACGGCAAAGAGGCUGUGUUCUUCAACUCAGGAUACGAAGCCAACGUUGGCAUAUAUAGCACCUUGCCUCAACCGGGGGAUGCCAUUAUCCACGAUACCAUGGCCCACGCGAGCAUCCGUGAUGGGAUCCGUUACGGCCGUGUGUCUAUCGUGAAAGCUUUUGCACAUAAUAAUCUCCAGUCGCUAGAUGAUGUGCUUGAAAAGGUUAAGCUCGGCUCGGCCGAUAUUAGCUGCGGGAGAAGAACGGUGUUCGUUGCUCUGGAGUCAUUUUAUAGUAUGGAAGGGGAUAUCUCGCCCAUCCCGGAGAUUCUUUCGCAUGUUAGAUGUGCCCUACCGGCUGGCAAUGGGGUGCUCAUAGUUGAUGAGGCUCACUCGACGGGUAUUGUUGGACCCAACGGCUCAGGAUACAUAUGUCAUUUGGGACUGGAGAAGGAACCCAUCAUUUCAAUGCAGAGCUUUGGCAAAGGCCCCGGUGCCUUGGGUGGUGUGGUCAUUUGCGAUCCUUUGAUCAAAGAAUACAUGGCCAACUUCGCACGAGGCCUGAUGUACUCGACCGGGCCUUCCUUCCCCACAAUCGCCGCCAUCAGAGCUUCGAUCGCCACCCUCAGCAGCGCAGACGGGGAGCAGCGCCGCCAGAGGCUCCGCGCAAACAUCAGAAUCUUCCACCAGCUCAUCCUCAUGCAUCCAUGGCGGCAGGCUCUAUCAAAUUCUGGGGUUCUAAAGUUCCCCUCCAUUGAGCAGACGAAGAACGAUGAGGUGUUCGUGGCCAUCAUCCCCAUCAUCACGGAGCAAGGACAAUGCCACAAAUUACGGCAGAGAUUGCAGGAAUACAGGUUCCGAACCCAUGCAGUCCGAUAUCCCGCCGUCCCAAAGGAGGAAGAGCGUGUCCGCUUGAUGCUGCACGCGGAUAACCAGCCGGACGAGAUCAGAGGCUUUGUGCGUGUGUUGAUGGAAUGGGGCUGGGAAAUGAUGCAGGUUGGGGUCAAGCCGGAGUCUCGACUGUAA